This is a messenger RNA of Frieseomelitta varia, 1954 nucleotides long. Its product is annotated as palmitoyltransferase ZDHHC2. Gene Ontology annotation, molecular function: protein-cysteine S-palmitoyltransferase activity. The record is from RefSeq and is a predicted model, not a curated record. NCBI's taxonomy places the organism in Eukaryota, Metazoa, Arthropoda, Insecta, Hymenoptera, Apidae. The transcript is spliced from 10 exons. The coding region runs from base 444 to 1544 and encodes 366 amino acids. Gene Ontology annotation, cellular component: endoplasmic reticulum; Golgi apparatus. Gene Ontology annotation, biological process: synaptic vesicle maturation; peptidyl-L-cysteine S-palmitoylation; protein targeting to membrane.
AAUGAAAGUAUGAUAUCAAAUUUGUCAUGUAAUUAAAAUUUCAAUGAAGAUUGUUGAUAUUUAUAGGUCAUUUUUUUCGAAACGUCAUAACUUAAUGAAAACCGAUGAAAUUAUGUUUUUUAUUUCAGAGAGAUUAUAAAGAUUUAUUAACUGAAAGAUGCCUGCCUAUAUCUGUUUUAACUAAGGAUGUCAUGAAAUAGACAAUAAAAGUAAAAUACAAUUCGGUCUGAAAGGAUAAUUUUCGUUUUGUAUGAUUUAAUAGAUACGUAAUGGCAGAAGAUAAGUAAUGAAAACAAAAUAAUAUUUGUUUAUUUAUCAUAAUAUGACUUCUUGUAAAGAAAGUUACGGUUUCGUAUGUACGCUUUGUGCAAAGUGUCUGCAAUGGUGCAUCGGUCAGAUAAUGGUAAAAAUAAUGUUUACAUGAAUGAUAUAAUUCUGCACACAUGUAUAUCUACAAUACAGUGAAUAGAAUGGGAAAGCAAAACGGAUCUUGUUGGUGGUUUGUGAAAGCCGUAAAAUGGAUACCAGUUAUUUUUAUUUUAACGAUAGUCUUAUGGUCGUAUUAUGCUUAUGUGGUGCAGUUAUGUUUUUAUACUGUAGAUAAUUAUGUUCAAAAAGCCUUUUACUUGUUUUUCUAUCACAUCCUGUUUCUAUUAUUUUUAUGGUCUUAUUGGCAGACUGUAUUUACAGAUUUAAUAGAAAUACCAUAUAAGUUUAAAAUACCAGAUGCAGAAAUGGAAAAAUUUCAUCAAGCUGAAACGGAAGAAGCACAGAGACAAAUCUUAGAGCGAUUUGCACAAGGUCUUCCAGUUACGAAUCGCACUGUAAAAGGAGUAAUACGUUUCUGUGAGAAAUGUCAAUUAAUUAAGCCAGAUCGAGCACACCAUUGUAGUGUGUGUAGUACAUGCGUUUUAAAAAUGGAUCAUCAUUGUCCAUGGGUAAACAAUUGUGUUGGUUUUCACAACUAUAAAUUUUUCAUGUUGUUCCUGGCAUAUGCCCUUCUUUAUUGUAUAUUCAUUACUGCUACAUCUUUACAAUAUCUUAUACGUUUUUGGAAAGGGGAAUUGGACGGAAUGGGCAGAUUCCAUCUAUUAUUCUUAUUCUUUGUCGCAUUGAUGUUUGCAGUUAGUUUAACUUCCCUUUUUUUUUAUCAUUGCUACCUUGUUUUACACAAUAGAUCUACAUUAGAGGCAUUUACACCACCUAUGUUUCGCACAGGAAAAGAUAAAGAUGGUUUUAGUCUUGGAAAGUAUAAUAACUUCCAAGAAGUUUUUGGUGAUAAUCCUAAACUAUGGUUCCUUCCUAUUUUUACUAGUCUUGGAAAUGGUGUCACCUAUCCAGUACGUGCGCAACAUCAAGGCACAUCCAAUACUUAUGACUCCAUGGGCAGUACCCGAAACAGUUUUGGCGAUGGGGUAAACUUUCCUGAACGGCUGUGCAAUGAAGACACACAUACUCUGUUGGGACAUACUACCCAACAGUGGGGUGAUGAGACUGAACUUGACUCUCCACCUCUCUAUGGGUCACAAUCAGCUCUGCUGUGAUAGGUCGUACAACAGAUGCCAAUCAACCAUUGGUGGAUGUAACUGAAGUUAUUUAAAGCAGCAUUUAAAAUUUAUUUAUUUCUUUAUUAUGAACAAACACUUUUCUUGCUAACAUAAUUUAACUUUAAAGUCUUUAUAUAAAUUCUUUGCACUUGUUAUUAAAUAGAAAUCAGAGAGAAACUAAAUUUUUCUCAUUAUAGAUAUAUUUAUGUAGUUUUUGUUAUUUUGCUUAUUUGAUAAUCUCAUUGCAAUAAUUUGAUAUACAAAUGCAAAGAAUUGGUAUGUAUGUCAUAUUUGAGCCCCUCAGUUGAUGAGUGACAUAAAUCCAAAAUUAUGAAAAAUGGGUUUAUUAUAAUAAAUAAUAAGUACUAAGAAUAUUUAUUUAUUAAUAAAUAUUCUUAGCAUAUAUU